GGAAUUGAAAUGGCAACGAUUAGGAACUUGAAGAUAAAAACAUCAACAUGUAAAAGGAUUGAGAAAGAGCUUCACUCUUAUGAGAAAGAGGUUGAGAGAGAAGCUGCUAAGACUGCUGAUAUGAAGGACAAAGGUGCUGAUCCAUACGACCUUAAACAGCAGGAAAAUGUGUUGGGUGAGUCAAGGAUGAUGAUUCCGGAUUGCCACAAACGUCUCGAGGCUGCAUUAGCUGACCUCAAGUCCACUUUGGCGGAAUUGGCAGAGACGGAUGAGAAGGAAGGUCCGGAGAUUGAAGAUGCAAAGAAGACAGUCGCCGACGUGGAGAAGCAGUUUCACACUGAUGAUGCCUGAUUGAAUCAUUAAUGAGUGCUUGGUAUUUGUAUUCUGAGAAUGGUAUGGUUAACCAAAUUGUAAGAAUCGUCUUCUCUGUCAUCAAUGUCGGAUUUGAAUACACUGAAAUUGCUUAACUCUCUUAAUACAUUUUGGUGAUUGUUCAUGACUUCAUUCCUUCA
Messenger RNA from Camelina sativa (false flax), 512 nucleotides. The record is from RefSeq and is a predicted model, not a curated record. NCBI's taxonomy places the organism in Eukaryota, Viridiplantae, Streptophyta, Magnoliopsida, Brassicales, Brassicaceae.